Molecule: messenger RNA, 1416 nt
Organism: Halichondria panicea
Lineage: Eukaryota; Metazoa; Porifera; Demospongiae; Suberitida; Halichondriidae
Product: counting factor 60-like
Exons: 8
Coding region: 1-1332 (443 amino acids)
Biological process (GO): dephosphorylation
Molecular function (GO): phosphatase activity
Source: RefSeq, a predicted model, not a curated record
AUGUGUGCAUGUGUUUAUAAGAUGAGUACUGCAGCAGUGCUUCUCUCUCUGGUCCUCAGUCUGGCUGUUAGUGUGGCUGUUGGUUUAGACCCGGAGUGUGGGGCUAGUGGAUGGCAGGUGCCCCCCAGGCCUGCUGCUCUCACCCUCAGACAAGUCAAUGCUGUCAUUAGGCAUGGUGACCGUACCCCGUGGGGUGGAGACCUGUGCUGGCCUGAAGACAGCUCUGUGUGGGACUGUCAACUGACCAGUGGACAGCUGCCCAUGCUCACAGACCACCAAUAUGGCAAGGUCCUGCCAAGAGUGUACAGGAAGAUUUACUCAUUUGGGGACGAGACCCUCCGUGGCAACUGCUCCCUCUCCCAGCUGACCUCCAUUGGGUUCAACCAGCAGAAGACCAAUGGACAGAACCUUGCCCAAGCAUACGUGGAUGGCACCUUCCUCAGCAAGACAAUGGACCCCACUCAGCUCUAUCUGAGGAGCGACGAUAUUCCCAGGACGCUCAUGUCUGCCGAGAGUCUGAUGCUUGGCAUGUAUCCUCCUGAUAAACCCGCGACCUUUACACAGACCCUGGAGAUACAUACCAUGGAUCCCACUUAUGACUACAUGGUUGCCAAUCCAAUGCUGUGUCCUAGGACAGGCUACUACUCCAAUACAUUCAACCAGAGUCAGGCGUGGAUGGACCACCACCCCACAACCCUAGCUCUCCUGGAGGACAUCUACAAGACCACUGGGUACAACCUAACAGAGGACAACCUUAUACACUACACUGACUGCCUGCGUACACACUAUUGCCACAAGCUGGAGCUGCCUCACGGCAUGACAAUGGAGCUGUACCAACGAGCGUGGGCAGAAGUGUCCUGGCAGUUCUACAACCUGUACCAGUACCCAUCGGUGGGGGAGAACUCUCGCACUGGUAUCGGGUUCCUGCUCAAGGAGCUGGGAGAGAAUAUGAAUGCUACAGUGAAUGGGAAGAAAAUGCCAAAGUUUCUGCUCUACUCCGGACAUGAUACUACAUUGAUGCCCCUGCUGACGGCCAUGCUAGUGGAUGAUGGGGUGUGGUCACCUUACGCCUCUAUGAUACUCAUGGAACUAUACGAGAACACCACCGCCACCCCCCAGCCAUUGUCAGCUAUAGACAGAUUUUCUAUGAGACUCAUCUACAAUGGCAAAGUUGUCAGUCCUGUGUUUUGUAAGCUGCCAGGGGGAUUGUGUCAUUUCAAGGAUAUAUCCGACUAUCUGAACACAGUGAUUCCUCCCGAUGACUACACUAAACUGUGUAGUGUCUCAAGUCAGAGUAGGAGAACCUUUGGGAAACUGUUGUGGAACUUUUAGGACAAUUUAAUACAGUCUUGUAAUCAUUGCAAUAUUUUCGUAUCAUUUUUGUACAAAUGAUUGUGUAAAGAAAUUUGAACAGCA